This is a messenger RNA of Scleropages formosus (Asian bonytongue), 1533 nucleotides long. RefSeq names its product abraxas 2, BRISC complex subunit (gene abraxas2). Gene Ontology annotation, molecular function: polyubiquitin modification-dependent protein binding; microtubule binding. Gene Ontology annotation, cellular component: nucleus. The transcript has 9 exons. The record is from RefSeq and is a predicted model, not a curated record. Bases 35 to 1261 code for a protein of 408 amino acids. Lineage: Eukaryota; Metazoa; Chordata; Actinopteri; Osteoglossiformes; Osteoglossidae. Gene Ontology annotation, biological process: mitotic spindle assembly; protein K63-linked deubiquitination; attachment of spindle microtubules to kinetochore.
GGGAGGUUGUGGGAUAGGUGGGGUUGCUUCCAUUAUGGCGGCUUCCAUUUCGGGAUAUACUUUCAGUUCUGUCUGUUAUCACAGCGCGAACAGCAACUCCGAUCAUGAAGGCUUCCUUUUGGGUGAGGUGAGGGAAGAGGAAUCCUUCAGUAUCAGCGACUCACAGAUCAGCAGCACAGAAUUCCUUCAAGUAGUAGAAGUCCAUAACCAUGAACCUUGUGCACAUUUAUUUAGCUUUUAUGAUUAUACAGGUAAAGUCAGUGAAGGGAAUCUCAACCAAAUUCUCAAAGACCGAAGAAAAAAUGUCAUCGGUUGGUACCGGUUCCGAAGAAACACACAGCAGCAAAUGUCGUUCAGGGAGCAAACCAUCCACAAGCAGCUGACCCAGAUCUUGGGCGUGCCCGACCUCCUCUUCCUCCUCUUCAGCUUCAUCUCCACCGCUAACAACUCGACGCACGCACUCGAGUAUGUGCUCUUCAGACCCAACAAAAGGUACAACCAGAGGGUUUCACUCACCAUCCCUAAUCUUGGCAAUACCAGUCAGCAGGAGUACAAGGUGUCAUCCGUACCAAACACUUCGCUGAACUAUGCCAAGGUGAUAAAGGAGCAAGGGGCUGAGUUCUUUGACAAGGAUGGAGUAAUGAAGGAUAUCAGAACAAUCUUCCAAGUUUACAGUGCCCUGCAAGAAAAAGUUCAGGCUGUGUGUAUUGAGGUGGAGAAGAGUGAACGCAUUAAGGAGAAAAUCCAGGAGGAAGUGACCCAUCUCAAACAGGAAAUAGCUCUCAGGAAACGCAAGAGUGCAGAAGAGAAAAGACUUGAGGAACUAGCAGCAGCUGCAUCAGCGGAGGUGAGUGUGGCUGUUGUGGAGAACUCGGAUCCUUUUCCAGUGUGUGGGCUACACUUGCAUAACUCCAAUCCAGAGCAAGUAGGCAAGGAGAGACCCGACACCCCAGACAUGCCUCUGCCAUAUUCGGACAUGGUCCCCCGCGCUGGGCCUCCAGCAGCACUCCUCCCAAGGCCUCAGGCUGUCGGCUCUCCAGGACGGCCAGCUCAACCCAACCCAACACCAGGGGACGGGUCCAGCUCCAGUGACCUGGAAAGGAGGGCUACGGGCCGGGAGGACGGAGAGUCUGAGGAGGCUGAUGGGGAGGAUUACAGUGUGUAUGACAACCUGGAGAGCGAACCCACAGAGUUGCUCUCUCAGGGUCGGGCUGCAUUCCUCAGACCCGAUGGUGAUGCCCGAGGCUCACAGAACUCCUAGACCUGGCAGAGCUGUGCUCUCCAGUAAAGCUGAAGAGAAAGUCAUCCAUAUGAGUAGAGGAGAUGGAGGCAUCUCAGCCUUCACAACGAAAGGCGUGUGUCCAUGGGCCUCCCGUUUGUUUGUAGGAUGUUUUGUUUUGUCACGGUUUUGACCUCCAUUAGAAUGUCCAGAUUACUAGUGGUCAUUCUCAGAGACAGUUUUCCUUGGUGAAAUGAGAAUGUUGAAAAAGAAAUUACAUGUUAUACUGGAGAAGUCUUGAGAUGGUGGAGGAA